Molecule: messenger RNA, 1331 nt
Organism: Cephus cinctus (wheat stem sawfly)
Lineage: Eukaryota; Metazoa; Arthropoda; Insecta; Hymenoptera; Cephidae
Exons: 5
Coding region: 300-818 (172 amino acids)
Source: RefSeq, a predicted model, not a curated record
CGUCACGUGACUGAUUCUGUGUGGCAGCAUUUUUUUGUUAGUCGAGAUCCGUAGCAAACGAAGUAAGACGUUGAAUCAAGAAUCUCUGAGAUGCAGUGCAAUCCGCUUAAUUUUAUUCUUUGGUUACUCAUUUUAAUUAUAAUAUCUUUCUUCGUUGCCGGUUUUUGUGCUGGAUGGUAUAUUCUUAUAUAUUGCCUGAGCGCCUGUAUCAAUGGGCUUGAUGAUAUCGUGGGUAUUCUUUUGAAAGGAGUACAAUUUCCACAUUAUUGUGCAAAGCAAAUGCUGAGCUAAAGACGACAAUGAACAUAGAAAUUAAGGCGUUCGUCGGGAGUGUAGAGAAUUUUGAGAAAAAAGUGAGGGAAUUGAGCAAGAGUGACGUCAUUGUUAUCAAGCAGCAUGAUAUCUUUUUUAUCGUACCAAAUGGCAGGUUAAAGUUACGGUUAUUUGAAGAUGGCUUUGGAGAACUUAUAUAUUAUGAACGCCCCGAUACGGAUGGACCGAAAGUUUCUUCAUAUAAAAAGACAUCGUUGAACGUAGAAGCUGCUCAAGGAAUAAAGGAAGUCCUCUCUGUGGCUAAUGGUGUUCUAGGAAAUGUUAUUAAAACAAGACACUUGUAUAUGAUCGGACAAACUCGUGUUCACGUCGACAGAGUUGACGGUUUAGGAGAUUUCAUGGAACUGGAGGUGGUAUUGCGCGACAAUCAAAACGUUAGUGAAGGAGAAGAAAUAGCUAAUGAUUUAAUGAAGAAACUGGACGUUAAAAAAGAAAAUUUAAUAUCAGGGGCAUAUUUGGAUUUGCUUAUAAGAAAGAAGUCAUAAUGGGAUUUAUAUAUAUAAUAUAUAAUAUAUUGAUAUAUAUUGAUAUAUAUGAUAAUAUAUAAUAUAUUGAUAUAUAUUAAUAUAUAUGGAUUGAUAUAUAUAAUAUUAUAAAAAUACAUUAAAAAAAAAGAAUACAUUGCAUUUAUAAAAUAAGAGAAAAAUAAUGUUACUUAAAUCUAGUAUAACAUGUCUUGGGCAUAAGAGCAUUUGUCUGGAAUUAAAAUGAAUCCUGCUGACUGAUAAUCCUGCUCUGUUCCACUUAUGGUUAGUAUUGCUUUACAUACCUAAGAAGUUGCACCUGUAGCAGCUUGUAGAGAAGUCAGAUAAGAUGCAGUUGUCGUUAAGAACUUUAAGCGAUAUACAGUGUUAUUUUCAUUUAUUUGUUAUCAAAUUUCAUUUAUUCUAUACAUUACCUUCAUAUAGUUCUCCAAAUGUAAAGAACUGAUUCGUCCAACUGUUAAUCUCGGAACAUGCAUGCUGCGCAUUAAUAUAAAUAAAAUAUCUUUACGCUGA